Molecule: messenger RNA, 6357 nt
Organism: Phycodurus eques (leafy seadragon)
Lineage: Eukaryota; Metazoa; Chordata; Actinopteri; Syngnathiformes; Syngnathidae
Gene: itga1
Product: integrin, alpha 1
Exons: 30
Coding region: 156-3713 (1185 amino acids)
Biological process (GO): cell-matrix adhesion; integrin-mediated signaling pathway; cell adhesion mediated by integrin
Cellular component (GO): integrin complex; external side of plasma membrane
Molecular function (GO): integrin binding
Source: RefSeq, a predicted model, not a curated record
UGGACUAGACCUCGUCACACUGGACAUUUUCAGUCUUUUUGGGGCGGACGGUGGGGGGGUGGGGGGUGGAGUCAUGCGCGUUGAGACAUUCUGCCAUCCAUGUCACUCAUUUCAGCAGAACAAUAACUAAACGUCCAUUUUUUGACAGAGCCAAGAUGCCGGGGACUUCAAAUUGCCAUCUUGCGACAGCUGCGCUCACUGUGCUGCUGGUGUGUGUGUCGUCCUUCAACGUGGACCAGAAGAAUAGCUUGUCCUUCAAUGGCCCGCUGGAGGACAUGUUUGGUUACACCGUCCAGCAGUUUGAAAACAGCGAGGGCAAAUGGGUUCUGAUUGGAUCUCCACUGUCGGGCCAGCCGGCAAAACGUACAGGCGAUGUCUACAAGUGUCCUGUGGGUAGGGGGAACAGCACAUGUGUUAAACUACAGCUCCCAGAAAACACCACCAUUCCCAACUUACACGAAGUCAAGGAGAACAUGACUAUGGGAACCACGCUCGUGUCCAAUCCCAGCGGCGGAUUCUUGGCAUGUGGUCCGCAGUAUGGUUACAUGUGCGGUCAGCAGCAGUACAUCUCGGGGGUUUGCGCCAACGUCAGUUCGUCCUUCCAGGUUCUCAGCUCGGUGGCACCGGGUGUUCAAGAGUGUGCCAAGGAGCUGGACAUCGUGAUUGUCCUGGACGGCUCCAACAGCAUCUACCCGUGGACCAGCAUCAUCGAUUUCCUGGUCCGCUUCAUCGAGAACAUUCAAAUCGGACCCAAACUCUCGCAAGUAGGCAUUGUGUCCUACGGCGAGACGGUGACCCACCGCGUCAACCUGAGCCAGUUCGACAACACUGCCGCCCUGCUGGAUUUCGUACGUGAGCUCCCACAGCAGACCGGCUUCAAAACAAUGACUUUCCUGGGCAUUGACACUGCCAGGAGGGAGGCGUUCAUGCCGGAGCGAGGUGCCCGACCUGGCGUGAAGAAAGUGAUGGUGAUCGUGACCGAUGGAGAAUCGCAUGAUUUCCACAACCUCAACCCGGUCAUCGGUGACUGCGAGGAGGAUGGCAUCGAGAGGUUUGGCAUCGCUGUUCUGGGUGACUACAACCGACAGAACAAGAGCGCUGAGGAAGUGCAGAAAUUCAUCAAGGAGAUCGCAUCCAUCUCUAGUCAGCCACUACGUGAUCACUUCUUUAACGUGUCAGAUGAGGUGGCGCUGUUGACCAUCGUGGAUGCGCUGGGCAGCAAGAUCUUUGCCCUGGAAGCUACGACCGGCAAUUUCACCUCGUCAUUCGACAUGGAAAUGUCGCAAGCUGGGUUUAGCGCACAUGCUUCCAAAGACGGCUUGCUACUGGGAGCGGUGGGAGCAUAUGACUGGAACGGCACUGUGAUAAUGUCCAACGGCGAGGGAGCCAUUUAUCCAGACAAGAACCAUUUCUUUGACCCUGAAAGUGAAGCCGGGUAUGAAAGACUGGCCGGCUAUCUUGGUUACGACGUCCAGUCGGCGUCCACCCCCGAUGGGGUGCUGUACAUCACGGGGGCGCCGCGGUACAACCACACGGGCCGCGUUGUCAUCUACCGGCUGAAGGACAAGGACGUUGUCAUCUCGCAGACGCUCGGAGGGGAACAGAUCGGUUCGUACUUUGGCAGCGUGCUGCAGACUCUGGACGUGGACGGCGACUCAUACACAGACCUCCUGUUGGUGGGCGCUCCCAUGUUCAUGGGCUCCGACAGAGACGAGCAGGGCCAAGUGUACGUCUACAAGCUCAAGCAGGACGGCCACUUUGCCCACGAAUUCACACUAAAGCCGGUCAACCAGUCAUGCUGCAGCGUCAGCUCGUCCGGCUGCACACACAAAAACGAGCCGUGCGGCGCCCGUUUCGGCACGGCCAUCGCCGCCGUGUCUGACCUCAACCUGGACGGCUUCAACGACGUGGCCAUAGGAGCGCCCUUCGAAAACGACCACAGAGGGGGCGUGUACAUCUACCACGGCGACAGCAAGCGGUCGCUCAAAGAGAAGUUUGUGCAGCACAUCCCAGCGGGUGGAAAUGACGAUAAGAUGAAGUUCUUUGGUCAGUCCAUACAUGGAGUCAUGGAUCUCAAUGGAGACGGAAUCACCGAUGUGACUAUCGGGGGACUCGGAGGGGCAUCAUUGUUCUGGUCCAGAGACGUGGCGGAGCUCCGUGCCAACCUGACGUUCGACCCUGCCAAGAUCAACCUGCAGCAGGCCCAGUACCAGUGCGAACACCUGGGACGCAAAUCUGUGUGUGUUACCACAGACGUGUGUUUCGUCUACAGCGUCAAAUCCGACAAGCAGGAUCUGAAGACCAAAGCAGUGAUUCGUUACGAUCUAACUCUGGAUGCUCUGCGGGCGAAAGCCAGGGCUUCUUUUGUCAACUCGGACGACAAGAGCGACCGACGGAUUUCCAGAACGGUUGCCGUGGAGGACCGACGGAUCACUUGCGCAAGGGAGAUGUUCAUGAUGUCGGCCCGACUGGACUUCCGUGACCCUCUCAUGGUGUCGCUGGACUUUGGACUGGUCAACGAAGACCAAGGCCCGGUCCUGGAUGAAAGCCUGCCCACGUCCAUUAACAAGACGAUUCCCUUGGUAGACUGUGGCAGCGACCAGCGGUGCAUCGCUGACCUCUCCCUCCAAGCAGAGCCCAGCGUAACAGGCUUGGUGAUCCGAGCCAAGAAGGACAAACUGGACGUGAACAUCCGCGUGAGAAACAGCAAAGACAACGCCUACAACACCAAAGUGGUCGUCAGCUUCACGCCAAACAUCAACUACGUCAAAGUGGAGCCGGACAAAGACUGCACUCUGAAUCACACCAAAGUGGAAUGUGCGGUGGGGUACCCCUUCCUGGGGAGCGAUGUGGAGGAAGCUUUCAAGGUAAAGUUCGAGGUGAAUCCUAAUCACAUCCAUCACAACAUACAAAUCAACGUGACAGCCACAAGCGAUAGCGAAGAGCUUACCUCCACCCUCAACGACAACACGGUGCACAUCUCCAUCCCCGUCAAGUACGAGGCCGGGCUCGUGUUCACUGUGCGUCCAGUGGACGAGCAUGUGGUGGUGAAAGAGGGCGAGCAGUACUUGGGUGUGUUCAACGACACCCGCAUGAUCGGCGAGGAGGUCAACAUCAGCUACACAGUGGAGAAAGCAGGUGAUAAAGUGACUCCUCCCCUCGAUCUGAAGGUGACCUACCCUGAGCUGUCGCCUCGUAACAAUUACUUGCUGUACUUGACGCACGUCAUCACCAGCCCGCAGAUGAAAUGUGACGCGGCCGCUUCGAUCAACCCUCUUAAUCUCAACCCGGACGUCAUAAAACCCAAUCCAAACAAAGAAACGCUCAGCGUCUUUCUUCUGAGCUGCGACAACCUUCCGUGCGCCUCAUUCAAAUGCUUCAUCCCGGAGGCCAAAAUCAGUCAGGUCAACAUUACCUUCAGAGUGUGGAAGCCCACAUUCAUCAAGGCGGACUUUUCCAGUCUGUACAUGCUGGUGAACGCCACCCUGGGGAGCAGAAACACAGAUCUAUUUGUGCUGAGCACCAGUGACAGCACUAGAACUGUGAAGAUCCAAGUCUCCAAGGAGAGCUCAGGGGGAAUCCCGAUAUGGAUCAUCAUCAUCAGCAUCCUUAUAGGCCUUCUCAUUUUAGCGCUAGUCAUCUUCGCUCUGUGGAAGAUGGGCUUCUUUAAGCGAAAAUCCCGGGAGUUGUCCAAGGAGGAAAUGAUGGAUUGAGGCUUACACGUGAACAGGAAGUGAGCGCCACUUCUGGAGUCACUUAAAAAAAAAAAAAAAAAAAACACUUUGAGUGUGUGACGACACACAACGACUACCUUGGAGUGCAAAAAGCCAUUCAACGGAGCCCAUCACUGAUACGGGCAAAGUCCAUGUUUGCAUUUGGACUGUUAUGCACUUCAAUUGGAAAAAAAGAAUGCACUUUUUUUGCUAUGACCAUCCAAAGUGGCGACAUCACCACGUGUGCUGUACAGACUCUAUAUGACAGGGAUGGGGCACCUUUUUCUUAUUUCAGUUUCCGUAAAGUGUUGUAUCAUUAUCAGGCUCUUGGAAUCACUGUUUAUUGUUAUGUCAGCAUGGCCGAAGUCUUACCAAUUUUGGCACACACACGAGUAUCCUGGUGAAAAUACACAUAUUUUAGGGGUCCCAGACAUUGCUUCUAAAACCUCACUCUGUAGUGUCCCCUAAAAAUGUUUAAACUAAAUAGCCCCCAACCCCAGUCUCACAGAGCCACACGAAAUAUGGUGAACAUGUCUCCCGUGACGGCAUGGUGGUCGACUGGUUAGCACACCUGAGCGGGGUUCAAAUCCCGGGUCCCUCUGAGGAGUUUGCAUGUUCUCCCCGUGCCUGUGUGGGUUUACUCCGGGCACUCCGGUUUCCUCCCACAUCCCAAAAACGUGCAUGGUAGGUUGAUUGAGGACUCUAAAUUGUCCUUAGGUGUGAAUGUGUGCGCAAAUGGUUGUUUGUUUAUACGUAUCCUGCCAUUGGCUGGUGACCAAUUAAGGGUGUACCCCGCCUCUCGCCCGAAGUUAGCUGGGAUAGGCUCCAGCACGCCCGCGACCCUUUUGAUGAUAAAGCGGUACAGAAAAUGGAUGGAUGGAUGUCUCCCAUGACAGGACGCACAAAAAGGUCUCACGGGCCCAUGUCUGGAAUUGAACAGGAAGUCACCCACUUUGGGUGAAUUACAUUAAAAAGGUGCCUAAAAUUUUAGAGAGCAAUUAGCCCCUCACACCAGUGUUACUCAUCAAUAUGAAACUGGGAGGACAUGUUGAUCACGACAGGAUGACGGGAUGCACAAAACGACGGGAUGCACAAAAAAGUCUCAAAGAUCCGUGACCGAAAUUAAACAAGAAGUCGGCCAUUUUGAAUGAAUUACUUGAAGAUGGUGCCAAAGAGCACAUGAUAAGGAGCAAGAGAGUUUCAGCGAUCAGUAUGAAAUUGGGUGGACAUGUCGCUCAUGGCAGGACAAGGACCCAUGCCUGAAAUUGAACAGUAAAUUGGCCAUUUUGAGUAAAUUCUGUGAAAAAAGUGCCUAGAAAUUUAGAGAGAGAGAAAAAAAUAGCCCCUGACACUAGUUUCACCGGUCAACACGAAAUUUGAUUGACACGUCUGUUUUGACAUUAAGCACAAAAGCCAUUCUUGGUGAAUGCUUUGAAAAAGGCACCCUAGAAAGACCCAGACAGCAGUUUUACCAAUCAAGAUGAAAAUAGGUGGAUAUGUCUAUAGCAAGACAUAAAAAGUCUCAAGGACCCGUACCCAAAAUUGAACAGGAAGUCCACCAUUUUGGUUUGAAACAGCCACUUUGGACCAGGAUGCUCAUACUCUCCUGCGAGAGAAUUCGCCCUGAAGGGCUGCUUCAAGCCCAGACUUCCUGUUUUAUUUCCAGCAUGGGACCUUGCGACUUUUUGUAAAAGAGGGUGCGAGGGCCCGUCCAUCGCUGUACACAGCUUUAAUGAAAUAUUCUCAUCAUUGGUGCGUUAAAUGUUUUUUUCCUGUUGUGGCUGCAGGUUUCCCCACCCCAGAGACACUGUAUGUAUAUUUGAACAUUUUCCAGCAUGCUAGCGUCAUGGCACAUUUCUUCACAUCCUGUUUUUUUUUUAAUAUAUUUUAUUUUGCCAAAAGAUCCAACUAUUUGUAUGUCCUUUUUGUUUGGUCUUUUUUCUUUAAUCCCAUAACCUCCGACUUUACUGUAAAUAUCACAAAAUUUAAGCUUCAAAAUGUACAUAAAUGUUUUUGGGUUUUUUUGGCUGUCGUUGCUGCAAUAAUUCAUGUAAUUUAAGAGACGUCGCCCACAAGCCUUGUUUUUGUACUCAGGUAUUAUGACAUAUGUUAUAAUGUAGACACUAAUUAGACGUAGAUGAUGUUUUUUUUUUUUUUUUUUUUAAAGUUCUUUGUCCGUUUUCACCUAUUUGCAUAGAUAGACUAAAUGUGGUCUGGAAUCACUUAUUUUCUUUUAUAAGAGCUCAAAGCAAAACGAACGACACUGCUGUGAAAUCUUCAAUGUGAUGAUGCACUGGUUUGUUUUGUCGAGCUGUCUCACUUCCUAGUCAACACACACAAACUGAAUGAAUGCUCUGUAUGAAAUAAAAGCUUUUUUUUUUUUUAACUCGACUGUUAAUUGCAUAUUUUGACAGACGUAGCAUAUUAUAUUUGUAAAGAAGAAUGUGUGAUACAGCUCUUGUAUGAGAAUGUCUAGGUGUAUGCAGAUUUUGUAAAUUCAAAUGUCAUAUAUACUGUGUUCUUUAUGUAACAUAUUUUAAAUCUAUUCAGUUUGUUAUCUGUAUUACAGUGUAUACAUAUUUCAAAACAAAUUUAAAUCUAUUUUCAAGUUUACCAUUUUUUUUUACUUUAGUAUCUUUUUUCA